AUGAAAACCGAGGUUAAGGUAAAUAGACCUUCCUCAACGAGCCUUUUACCAAAUUCAGUAUGGGCCCUAACGAAAAAGCUUCUAGAAAGCCCUCAGAAGGAAGAAGCCGUGCCCAACAAGCCAUCAGAGCACCAAACGCCCCCGCCCUACCAACCAAUCGCAUGGCCAAAGUAUGAACCUGUCCUCAAACCGCAAUACCAUCCAGCGUUCCCAAAUCCAACUUUGUAUUAUCAACAGAUAUUUCCAAAAUGCGAGCCAGUACAACAGAACCAGCCCCCGUACCAUACACCUCAAUGGUUUCCUCCAUUGACUUUUGUAUCCGAUGCAACCGGACGUAUUUAUUACUACGUAGUUUAAUAUAGUAUAAUCUAUAUAUAAUCUAUUUAUCACUGUGAGCAACAAGUAAUAAAAAUUAUAUAUGUUAUACCAAUUACUGUAUGUUUGAUAAAAAUAAAAUUUUAGUUUUUUCAUUUCAAAUUUAUUAAAUUUCAAACCGUUUUUCAAAAAACCCCAUUCUAUGCCUUGCUACUCUACCUCUACCGGUCAAUAAAACGAAUUUAUUUGGCAUGUUGUGGUUGAUCUUGUUCUCAUUUUUUUCGAUUCUUUUCUCUCUAGUUAUAUUCGCUGCUGCGGUGUAUUUCAUAUACGGCGUAUAUGGUUAUGAAAGGCCGAUUCUCUUGAACUUGGAAGCCAAGAUCAUGGAGGUUUGCGAUGAUGUGAGUUUGCAUUAGAACUGAGAGAUGUUUGGAUUUUUCAGCUCAAAACACGGGCCCUUACUUUUGGCAUUUUCGACUUAAAAUAGGGGCCUUUGAGUACUAAGUUAUGAUUUUUAAACUUUUUAACAAAAAUUUUGGGUUUAUUUUUCGUUUUUUAAAAUUACGUUAAAUCUCACAAUUCCAGGCCUUUCAAGCCCUGCUACCAGUUCGUCUGGAUAUGCUGUUCCCGGGAAGACAAGAAAAUACAAUUAGUGGCAAUAUUCCAGACGACUUUGGUCCACCUUUAUCCAAAAACAAGAGCUUGAUGAUAGGACCCACAAGUCAAUCAGGAAAACCAAAAAGUCAGAUGAAAGGACCAGAUGCACCAAAAAGUCAAGUCGGAAAACCAGAUGAGAAUAAGAGCCAAAUGAAAGAUGCACCCAAAAGUCAAUCUGGAAAACCGAACCCAUCGAAAAGUCGAGCUAAAACUCGUAAAGAUCAGGCAGGAGGAGAUCAAGAGCCAACAGUGAGUCAAGUCGAACAAGAAUAG
Bursaphelenchus okinawaensis is the source of this 1245-nucleotide messenger RNA. NCBI's taxonomy places the organism in Eukaryota, Metazoa, Nematoda, Chromadorea, Rhabditida, Aphelenchoididae. The record is from the annotation of a GenBank genome assembly.